AUGGCCGUCGCGGCCUGCCUUGCGCGUUUCCGCGAGGACUAUGACCGCCGGGCCAGGGGCGUUGCCCAGGAUCCACAUCAGCUGCACCGAGCCUUCGAAGCGCAACAGGCCGCGCUUCAAAGGCUGCGAGAACGGGACGAGCAGAGGAGCCGCCAGAGUGUCAAGUCAACACCGGAGGGCGAGCUGCAGUGUGUUCCGGAUGCAAGCCCCAGCCACGAGAGUGGCCAAUCCUCCCAGAUCGCCUUCAAGAGCAAGGAAGACCUUGACCUGAUGCGGAGGGAGAUGCGCGAAAAUCAGCGAGUGCGGGAGUCUCAGCCAGGGCUUCGCGGAGAGUCGCAAGGAGGGGAAGAAGAAGCGGAAGCGAAAGCAUGGCUCCGGCUCGGCCAGCUCGGCAAGUUGCCCGGUCUGGGCCGACGGGUGGUCGCAGCGUUGGCCUUGGGACUGGCGACCUUGCUGGGUCAUGCAGGGCUCCAAGAGCAGGCUCCAGACCGAGGUUUCGUCAAGGGCCUCUCCGAGGGCCGUGUGCGAAAAGGGGUGCCCUCCGAGAGAAGCCUGGCUCGCAGGGCGCGCGUGGACGGCCAGUACGGUGUGCUGCCGGAGCCGCCCUCGCCGCUGAUCGAGUUGGAGGAGAAGGAUCCCGUUCUAGAGGCCCUGAUCACUGUGGUCCAGGCCGCGGACAAGAAGCGUGGUGUGGACAUCAGCGCUUUUUGGGUGAAGGAGGGCUUUGAGAUGAUCGUGAUGAUCACGGCCCUGUCCCGCCCGCAGCUGCAAGCCAUCGCCGGAGAGAUCGAGAACAAGAUGCGACACGAGUUACGAAUGAAGCGCCGAAAAAGCCAGUGGCCGGGGCAGACCAUCCGGGACGAGGCGGCCAACGGAUGGUGCUGCAUGGUGUAUCCCCGUAUGACUAUCAACAUCAUGACCCCGGUGCAGCGAUCCUAUUAUGAUAUUGAGAGCAUUUGGAGGGAUGACAACGAGGAUUACGAGAAGGUCCCCCUGCAGGAAGUACUUAGAGAAGAAGGCUUCGGCAAUCUCAGGGUGACGAAGGGGCUCAAAGAUCCAAACGACAUCACCCCAAGGAGGGCAGACGAUGCAGAAAUCCCACCUUCUGAGUACGAGCCAUUCGACGACGAUGAUGAUCUUUACGAGGAAGACGAGGAUAUCGUAGAUCAGCGCAUGGCAGCCUUGUGGCUCGUUUUGGACAUCGUAUGCUCAGAGGACCGGGAUCUUGCCGCCCUUCCCACCGUUCCUGCUGCCGCCGCAGUUUUUUGGCAAGAAACAGACACAGUGGGCAGCCUUCAUGCCUUCUGCCCACAGGUCGAUGCCUUGAGUCCCGAGGAAGGCACCGCUGCCUCCAAUGAUCAGGCUGCCUCCAAGGAUCAGGCUGUGGGCGCACUGCAUAGGACACUGUCAGCGGCGCGGCGGCUGCGGAUCCAAAUGUCCAACACUCAGAAACAGCCACAAUGGACAGAGAUGACCGCCCUGGAUGCCCUGAUCGCGGGCUCCCUCGAGCUACCGGAGGCAGGCCAGACGAGCCGCAGCCACGGCUGGGACGGUGACGCACCGGCACCGGCCAAGGAGCAGAAGGAGGAGGUGCAGACGCCAAAGAGCGCUCCAGGGCCAGAUCUGGACCUCACGGAGGAGCCCCGUUCCAAGACCGGUCUAAGACUCAUCGGCGAGGAAGCUCCUCCGACGCUGCCUUGGCAAUACGUGCUGAAGGACGAGACGCGUCGUUGCUUCGUUGGAUUCCUGCCUCGGACUCUAGGCAAAGAAGUCUGUGCCAGCUUCUUCGAGAAGGCACUGCAAGGUGCCGAAUGGAUACAGCCAGCGGGUCCCAAUGGGCCUAUCCCACGAAAGACAGCGUGGAUGGUCUUCUUCGAGUGCGACUGUGCCUAUCGUUACGGUCGCAUCGAGGUGAAGCCCCAGCAAUAUCCGCAGUGGAUGUGCACCUUGAUGCACUGGGUGAUGCCUUGCUGCGGCAUCAACGAGCAGAAGGAUUGGCCAAACAGCUGCAACCUGAAUCUCUAUGAGAGUGGAGGUAUGUCUGUCGGCUGGCACGCGGAUGAUGAGCAGCUCUUUCAGGGCAAGCAGCGGGACUGCCGCAUCAUCUCCCUGUCGCUGGGAGCCACGCGCGCCUUCGAGGUCCGAUCGAACUGGUCGGAGCUCGAUUCCACCAUGCGCCUGGAGCUCGGGGACGGGGACCUCUGCACCAUGGAGGGUCUGGUCCAGAAGCACUUCCAGCACCGCGUGCCGCGCGAGGACAAGGUGACGGGGCCUCGCAUCAACCUAACGUGGCGGUGGAUUGUCAGGCAUGCGCCGCACUGUCCGCAUGCUCGACAUCGAUGA
Messenger RNA from Symbiodinium sp. CCMP2456, 2343 nucleotides. NCBI's taxonomy places the organism in Eukaryota, Dinophyceae, Suessiales, Symbiodiniaceae. The record is from the annotation of a GenBank genome assembly.